AGCUCGGGCGACGACUCGGAGGAGGCGGGCGGCCCAGGCCCUAGGCCCCUCCCAGGCUGUGAGUCUCCCGGCUGCAGGCGGAUGGAUGGGGCGUCUCCAGGCGGCGGCGGCAGCAGCGGAGGCGGCGGCAGCGGCGGUGGCUAUGGUGUGGUGGCUCGAUUCUCCCAGUGCCUGGCUGAGUUUCGGACGUGGUUAAGAACCAACUGGUUGAGGUUCAAUGCAGACAAGACGGAUGUGAUGCUGAAAAUGUGCAUCAGAUGUUUAUGUUUAAUUGGUUUACAGACUGUCUCUGGAUUCUUUUCCUGUCAAAUUACAAGCCAUCUGUUGAGUCUUCAAGUCCAGAAAUGGAUGAAAUGUUUGACUGCCCCUGAAAGUCCAGGAGGCUCAGCAACAUCAGAGGACCAUGAGUUUGAUCCAUCAGCUGACAUGCUGGUUCAUGAUUUUGAUGAUGAGCGCACAUUAGAAGAAGAAGAAAUGAUGGAAGGAGAGACAAACUUCAGUUCUGAAAUAGAGGAUCUUACAAGGGAAGGCGACAUGCCAAUCCACGAGCUUCUUAGCCUCUAUGGUUACGACAGCACUGUUCGCUUACCUGAAGAAGAGGAGGAGGAAGAGGAAGAAGAGGAGGAAGGUGAAGAUGAUGAAGAUGCUGAUAAUGAUGACAACAGUGGCUGUAGUGGGGAAAAUAAAGAGGAGAAUACAAAGGAUUCAUCGGGUCAGGAGGAUGAAACUCAGUCUUCCAAUGAUGAUCCCUCACAGUCUGCUACUUCCCAAGAUGCUCAGGAAAUAAUUCGCCCACGUCGAUGUAAAUAUUUUGAUACAAAUAGUGAAAUAGAAGAAGAAUCUGAAGAAGAUGAAGAUUAUAUUCCAUCAGAAGACUGGAAAAAGGAAAUCAUGGUGGGCUCCAUGUUUCAAGCUGAGAUUCCAGUUGGCGUUUGUAGAUACAAAGAAAAUGAAAAAGUAUAUGAAAACGAUGAUCAGCUUCUAUGGGACCCAGAAUAUUUACCAGAAGAUAAAGUGAUUGUAUUUCUUAAGGAUGCAUCUAGAAGAACAGGUGAUGAGAAAGGUGUAGAAGCAAUUCCUGAAGGAUCUCACAUAAAAGACAAUGAACAGGCUUUAUAUGAAUUGGUUAAAUGCAGUUUUGAUACAGAAGAAGCCUUGAGAAGAUUGAGAUUUAAUGUCAAAGCAGCUCGAGAGGAAUUAUCUGUGUGGACAGAGGAAGAGUGUAGAAAUUUUGAACAAGGACUUAAGGCCUAUGGAAAAGAUUUUCAUCUCAUCCAGGCUAAUAAAGUACGAACAAGAUCAGUUGGUGAAUGUGUAGCAUUCUAUUACAUGUGGAAAAAAUCUGAGCGCUAUGAUUUCUUUGCUCAGCAAACAAGGUUUGGAAAAAAGAAAUACAAUCUUCAUCCUGGUGUAACGGAUUACAUGGAUCGUCUUUUGGAUGAGAGUGAAAGUGCUGCUUCUAGCCGAGCACCAUCUCCUCCCCCUACUGCCUCCAAUAGUAGUAACAGCCAGUCGGAGAAAGAAGACGGCACUGUCAGCAAUAGCAAUCAGAAUGGUGUGUCAUCUAAUGGACCAGGUGAAAUACUAAACAAAGAAGAAGUAAAAGUUGAAGGCUUACAUGCUAAUGGACCAACAGGUGGAAAUAAGAAACCACUUCAUACAGAUAUGGACACUAAUGGUUAUGAAGCAGAUAACCUGACCACUGACCCAAAACUUGCCCAUAUGACUGCAAGAAAUGAAAAUGAUUUUGAUGAAAAAAAUGAGAGACCUGCCAAAAGGCGACGGAUAAACAGCAGUGGGAAGGAAAGUCCGGGUUCAUCUGAGUUUUUCCAAGAAGCAGUUUUGCAUGGAAAACUUGAGGAACAUGAGAACACAAGCGACUGAGUCCUAGGCUUUGAUAUUUCUUUGCAGUGAAUUCUGGUGUGACUGCAAUUUUCAGGGUUGGUGGGUGACCUUUAGAAAGCUGAUUUCCUUGAAGCAGUUGGUUAAAUCUUGACAUUUGAAUUGAGUCCUAACUUUAAGAAAUAUGAUUCAUAAUUCCACCUUUUGCAAGUUCUUUCACUUCACUGUUAAGGAUAUAAAACAUUGGUAACUUUGAAUGACCCAAAGACUUAACCUGUACCUUCUCACUUGAGAUACUAAUCAUAAAUUUGACUAAAAGUUAAUUUUUCCUUUUUUUUUUUUUUUUUUUUGAUGAGGAAGAAUAGCGGGGGGAAAAAAUCAAGUUUGUGUUUCUGCUCAACACCAAUAUUUUUACUAUCUAGAAAUGUCUUUACAGCAGACAUUUUUCUCUCCAUACAAAUUGAACUAAGGAAACCCUCAUGAAUCCUGAAGGUUAUGCUAGCAUGAUUUUUAUAUGUAGAAGUUUAAAAAUAAACCAAGUCAGGUUUGUAUUUGUAAAAUUGUUGACAUCAAUGAUGUCUUUCCAUAUUCUUAUCUGGGCUUAAGAAAUACAUUCUGUAUUUUUCCAGAUUCUUUGUAGCCUUUGAAAGAUUUUUACAGUACAUAUGUCUUGACUGAGCUGUCCUUUCUUAAUACAAAAAGCUUGUAUAAUUUUCUUAACUUGUACAGUUGGUGAACUUUUAUGAGAGGAACUGAUACUCUGAGUCUGUCAGCUUUCAUUUUAUUUUGCUAAGAUUUUUCUAAUGAAUUUUUAAGUGUGUGUAGUUAACAAGUCAUGUUUCUUAUCCAGGUGGUAAAAGCAUCCAUAAAGAAUUAUGAACAUAUUUUUUUUUCAAACUUCUACUUAUGGACAAAUAAUUUGGGACUCCUGGAGUUCAGCAUGAUACUCAGAUUGCAAGUUUGUUUGCAUUUACUAUAAUUUUUAAGAUUAUUUUUAAGGCAAACAAAGACUGACCGUCAGCUUCAGUGCACAAAUGCCCCGUGCUGCAUAGAAUCUAUGCAUUACUCUCAUGCACUGUAGCACUGCCCACUGUUUUCAUGACGUCAGCAGAAAGGAAAGGUCCACUGAUGAGAUUGUCACUUCUGGUUACAACUGUUGACAAGUAGCAAUAUUGAUUUUUAUGAGAAGAUAAUGGUUUUAAGAAUUUUCAGACCUUUCUAGUUACAACCAGUUUGUCAGAUUUGAUACUGUUUUUCCAAAAUGAAACAGAUACAAAAUAAUGGUUGUUCUGUGUGAUUUUUCUUUUAAAGGAAUUAUCUGUGUGCACUAACCUUGUAAGGAUGGGUGCCAUUUUAUUCUUAGUAUAAAAUUCUUAUGAAAUGUAAUUUUAUACAGCUGAUAAAUCAGUCUAUCUCUAAACUGUUUUUUGUCUUUUUUUUUUUUUUAAGUAAAGGAUUAUUAGCUACCUUUUGUCACACAGACACAUUUUCAAAUGCUGCUUCAGUUUGUUCCCAACCAUCAGUUCAAGAGCCAAUGCUUUUAAUGACAGAUCUGUGGUCCUUUUACUGACUCAGUUGUCUGAUACAGCUUGGGUAAAGGUUUGCACUGAGAAUGACCGUCCAGGCCUCAUCCCCCAGAGUGUUCUUAAAUUUGUUCAGACUGCUUCCCGUCACCAGUGGGAACAACCUUUUCUUUUCCCCAGUCAGUAUUGGAAGCCACUUUGACAACACAUCAUAUAAUAUGCAUUUACUGUUUUUACAUAAAUAUCCCAAUAAAUCAGUUUCUGAUGGAAGUGCUGAGAAGCAUGAGGAUUUUUUGUUUAUUUGUUUUACCGAAAAAAAUUAAUUUAUCCAGAAUGGCAGUAGGUCAAGUAGCUUUCGCAGAUAGCCAUGGCCCCUGUCUCCCUGCCCACCCCCACCCACCCAUUUCUCUUUUCCCCUCCCUCUGUACCUCCUCCCUCUCCCUCUUUCUCUCCUUUCUCCCCUUUUUUAAGACAGAGUCUCAGUGUGUAGCUCAGGGUGACCUGGAACUUAACAAUCCUCCUACCUCAGCCCUGAUACUGAGAUUGGAGGUGUUUCCCACCACACCCAGAAAAUAGAAAUCUAUUUCUAAAGCAGAUUUUAUUAAAUGAGUCCAAGCCAUCCUAGCUCUUUGUCACAGAUGGUCUAUAGGAAUGUUUUAAAAGAACAGUGUAGCCGGGCGGUGGUGGCGCACGCCUUUAAUCCCAGCACUCGGGAGGCAGAGGCAGGCGGAUCUCUGUGAGUUCGAGACCAGCCUGGUCUACAAGAGCUAGUUCCAGGACAGGCUCCAAAACCACAGAGAAACCCUGUCUCGAAAAACCAAAAAAAAAAAAAAAAAAAAAAAGAACAGUGUAUGUGCUUCUCAAUCAUUGCAAUAUUGGAGGUGUCAUGUCUACGUUUUUAAAGAUCAUCUGGUACGCAAGUUUGUGGAGUUGUUGAAACUUGUUACAGGAACAUUUUAAGGAAAUUCUCAGGCAUGAUGGCAAAUGUGCCAGAUAUAUAAGUCUUAAUAAAUCUUCCUUUUCUUUUUAAAGUAUACAUAAUGAAAGACAUUCCACUAAUAUGUGAUGCUCAGCUUUCCCCAAAUACUUUAUUGUGUUCUAUGUUCCUACAGGGAUUUCACCCUUUGUCAAUGCAGCCACUGUAACUUGAGAAGUCAUUGCACUAUGUAAACAUCUUGACAAUGUCAUGAAUCUGAUUUGCUUAAGAUUUAGUAUAUUUCAUAACUCUUGGGCUCUUAGUUGAGAUGAGAAAAGCCUUCAUUAUGGGCAGGGAGUGUUGCUCAGUUGGUUGAAUGCUUGCACCAGCAUGCAUGAAGCCUUGGGUUCCAUCCCCAGUACUAUAUAAGCUGGGUGUGGUGGUGAAUGCCUGUAACCCCAGCACUUGGGAGGUGGAGGCAAGAGAAUUCAGAUGUUCAAGGCCAUCCUCAUCUACUUUGUGAGUUUGAGGCCAGCCUGAGACACUGUCUCAAAAAGAAAAAUCUGUGUUGGUAGUUAUUAAGGUCCUAGCAAAGCACUGUCAUUUUUAUUUGGAAUAUAUAAUAUUUUACGAUAUAUUCUCAAUAAGGUUCAGAAUCUGUAACUCAGUUCAACAAAAUCUGUUGAGCUUUAAAAUGCAUUUGAAGUAAUAUUUAAGUAGGCAUUUAAAAUUAUGAAUUAGAUGUUUUUAAAUUUCUGCAUAAUAAUUUUGCACUGUAAAAUAUGUCCCUUCUCCCAUUUCCUUCUGCCAUUCUGAUAUACUCAUUAAAGUAUUUUUGUA
Messenger RNA from Chionomys nivalis (European snow vole), 5121 nucleotides. It is a transcript of the gene Mier1, whose product is annotated as MIER1 transcriptional regulator. Gene Ontology annotation, molecular function: histone deacetylase binding; transcription corepressor activity. Lineage: Eukaryota; Metazoa; Chordata; Mammalia; Rodentia; Cricetidae. The transcript has 16 exons. Gene Ontology annotation, biological process: negative regulation of transcription by RNA polymerase II. Gene Ontology annotation, cellular component: nucleoplasm. The record is from RefSeq and is a predicted model, not a curated record. Bases 82 to 1884 code for a protein of 600 amino acids.